UGUGUCUCGCCUUGACAUUUUACACCCCACAGCGGCGACUCGGAGGAGGGUUGCACGUCCCAGCCCUGAAGUUCUGUGGGUGGGGCGGGCUUUAAUUUGCUUAUAUCUAAUGAUUUCAGGAGCCUCGCUUUAAAAUGGCGGCAUUCAGUACGCACCCCUGCUAGAGGCUCUCCCGGCACCGGGGCCACCUCGCGCAGCGCUGCUUUUGCUUCUGCCGCUAACAGAUGGCAUGUGCCGCUGCCGCUGCCCCCGCCGCUGCCGCUGAGAGCGGGACCCCUUAGCCGCUGGGUUUGCGCUAGCAGCAGAAGGUUUCUGAAAAGUGCCUUUUCUGAAAACUACUGCUUGGAUUCCACUCUAGAACUGUCUCUUUACAACCCCCCCCCCGACCUGACCCUCUGCCAACCUGGUGUGCUUGUAGUUCACUCUCAGUAACGUGCCCAUUCUUUUUUCCCUUUGAUUCUCCGUUUUCACGGUCAUUUUUCCUCCUCCUGAUUUUGCAGCAAUUUUUUUUACAGUCCUGACAUCCUUACCAAUAUUAAUCAUUAAAUCAAAGAAAUAGGAAGAAAAAGUUUUCUCCCCUUGAUCUGAGACCAUUCCACAAAUUGAAGGGCAGCCAGCAGCAUAUGCUUUUUGCACGAGUAAUUGAAAACAUCAACCGGAGAGCACAAAAUUCUUUUGAAAUCCUGCCAGUUAUUUGAAGGAACUUCAGCAGAGGAACAAAUUAAACACUCAAUAUCUUAACCUUUCUGGUUGCCUUCUUAGGAGUUGGUCUCUAAUUUGAUUUUUAGUUACUCCGGUACAAGUUUUAUUUUGUGAUUGGCUCUUUGUUUGACUAGACCAAAUUUUGGCUUAAAUGAAAACCUAAGUGCUAACAAAGAAGCAUUUCACCAAAGCAACCUGUUAUCUCUUCACAUUUAGCUUGAAUUCAUUUUUGACCUCUUAACAGCAGUAAAGCUGUCCUAGAGAGGGUGCCCUUGAUUUUAACUUUGCUUUCAAUAUGACGGCUGUCAAUGUCACCCUGGUUCGUGACACCAAGUGGCUGACUUUAGAAGUCUGCAGAGAAUUUCAGAGAGGAACCUGCUCGCGAGCUGAUGCGGAUUGCAAGUUUGCCCAUCCGCCGAGGGUUUGCCACGUGGAAAAUGGUCGUGUGGUGGCAUGCUUUGAUUCUUUAAAGGGUCGGUGUGCUAGAGAGAACUGCAAGUACCUCCACCCUCCUCCACACCUAAAAACGCAGCUGGAAAUUAAUGGACGGAACAAUCUGAUUCAACAGAAGACUGCCGCAGCCAUGUUCGCCCAGCAAAUGCAGUUUAUGCUCCAGAAUGCUCAGAUGGCAUCACUUACUUCUUUUCCUGUGAAUCCUCCACUUGCAGCUAAUCCUGCCAUGGCUUUCAAUCCUUACUUACCUCAUCCUGGGAUGGGCCUGCUUCCUGCUGAACUUGUACCGAAUGCACCUGUUCUGAUUUCUGGAAACCCGCCUCUCGCAUUGCCAGGAGCUGCUGGUCCCAAACCGAUGCGUUCAGAUAAACUGGAGGUUUGCCGAGAAUUCCAGCGUGGAAACUGUACCCGUGGUGAGAACGAUUGCCGCUACGCUCACCCUACAGAUGUUUCCAUGAUCGAGGCAAGCGAUAAUACUGUGACCAUCUGCAUGGAUUACAUCAAAGGGCGAUGCUCCCGGGAGAAAUGCAAGUACUUUCAUCCUCCUGCUCACUUGCAAGCCAAACUCAGGGCAGCUCAUCACCAGAUGAACCAUUCAGCUGCCGCCGCGAUGGCCCUUCAGCCUGGUGCACUUCAACUGAUACCAAAGAGAUCGGCGCUUGAAAAGACCAAUGGUGCGACUCCGUUCUUUAACCCCAGUGUUUUCCACUGCCAGCAGGCUCUGGCUGGCCUGCAGCUCCAGCCACCAGCAUAUAUCCCUGCAGUCGAAAUUCUGAACAACAGAGCUAUGGAGUAUCAGGAUCUCUCCGUGAGAACCUCCAUAUGGCCUUUCUAUAUAUAUUCUCAUAGGUCUUCUACCAACACAAGAAUAAGUGUGGUACAGUCAAUAUAUUAAACAAAACCCACUUACCAACCAACAAAGUCAAACAAAAAUACAACAUUAACCAAUCAGUGCAGAUGUUAAAACAUGAAUAGAAAACUACCAUUUAUCUUAUCUGAAUUAUUAGGUAGAACGUGACCGUAACAUUUUGUCAUUUGUUGCAUUAUUCUUUGUGAUUUUCCAAUAACAAAUAUGCUGAGUGAAUCUCUACAGUGGACUGUUGGCUUACUGUGCAUUCUUGGUGGAUAAAUGUUCAUCUGUUUUGAAGUGUUACCUUACUGUUUUGUUUACACAAUAGUCUAUUGGGUUGAUUUAGAAUGUAGCAAAUGUAUCCAAUACCGUUUUUCCCACUAUUGUAUUGUAUUGUAUUGUAUUGUAUUGUAUUGUAUUGUGGUGUGAUGUGAUGUGUUAGGUUUUUACAUACUAUAGUGUUUUCCUCUAGAUGUGUGGUGUUUGAUUUCAACUAAAAUAUUACUAAUGGGAAGCAGAAAUAUCUGUGUUUAAAACCAUUACAGAUUAAUAUUAAUAUGCUUUCUCUCUCUUUAGAACAUGUCUGUAGGUUUCUUGGGGCAGACUUUUAAAAGGCCUCACUUUUGAGUGUGCGCAAAGCCUGUUCAUAAGCAUGCAUGUGUAUAAUUUGUACCUGCAGAUCUGACCUUGCAUAAUACAAUCACGUGAGUAGGUAUUUUUUUGUGAGAGAGAAAUAAUUACCUGCAAAAAAACCCAGGAAACUUCUUGAAAUAUGAACCUCUAAUCUCACUCCUUAAGAAGCUUGCAAAAUUACAAUUUACCUGUAAGUGAAUUUCUCUGCAUUUAUCCUAAAAGAAUUAUGUAAGGUGCCCGUUUCAUUUUUUGUGGUUCAAGGAUCCUAUCUCCUAGGUUGAGCAUCUAAAGCUGAGCCAUUUGUCAAAUUCAGCUGAAAAUUGUUACUUGGAGGCUUAAAGGUAUGCUAAUUGUAGGUUAUAAAUUAAACAGAGAGAUGGAGGGGUAGAGAUAGUUUUUACAUUUUGGAGGAAAGUGUGUAAAAAAACCAUUGCAAUGUAACCUUUUACACAAGUGCCAUUCUCUGAAUACAAAUGGCUCGUGCUCUUUAGACUUGUCUUUGAAUAAUAAGUAAGCUCCAAUCUUGCAAAAGUCAGGGUGACGGAGAUUUGAUUCGAAGGGAGGCCCUUGUCCCCCAGAUGGACAGUCUUCCAACUGAUCACAGUUGGAGCCCGAGUAUGGGUUUGGAGAAAUGGUGGGGUGGCGAGGCGGGGUAGGAAGGCAUUUUAAAUUAUUCUCUGAUUUACUUAAAACUUAUAGGAGGGCUGUCCACGAUUGUCUUUAGCUUCCAUUCGACUGAAUCUCCACUUCUGCUGACCCCUUCAGUGAAGGAGCAGGUGCCUAUGCCAAGUGCUGCCCUUCCCAGACUUGAUUGACAAGAGUCUCUCCUAUCAUAACCCAGCCAUUUGUUUGUUUCUUUAUUUAGGUCUGUUGGUUUUAUAUGUAUUUGAAAAUUAUAAUAGAGAGGUUUUUAGCACCCUUUGGAUGAAACAGACCAGCUAUACCCCAUAGAGCUGAGCUGAAUUCACAUUACUAAUACUUAUGAAAAUAAUUUAUAACCAAGUAAAAUAGUGAUUCCUAUGGCAUGUGACGUAGCUCCUCCAGGUACUCAGCGAUUAAAGUUCCUAUUCUUACACCGUGCUGGAACCGUAGGAUAUAAUAUUUGCUACUAAAUAUUUAUUCUUUCACUAGAAAGCAUGCAAUCAUCAAAUUUAACAUGUAAGCCACGUUUAUUUUCCUGCAUGAAAAUGGCAGGCAAAGAGAAAAUUCCCACUUAGGAUACCUUAAGCUGGCUAGCAGCAUUUGAAUCACAGAACGAAGGAGUUGGCAAACCCUUCUCACAAUCGAUGAAACCGAGGCCUAGGGCAUGUGACCUGCUCAAGGCCACCUACCUACCUGAUCGGUGACAGUAAGACCCUGAACAACUCUCCUGACUUUCUGUUGUUCCUCUGUUUCACAUUGUGCUUCGGAACAUUUGAGACCCCAUCCCGAAGCAGAUCAAUAUAGCUCAGGAUACAAAAGAGCAAAAAAUAGCUGUUUGGUAUGUGAUAGCCUGUUGUUCUUAAUUCGGAAUCCCAGAUCCUGAUCAUCAGUAAUUUCAAGAUAUUGUCAUCUGUUAACAGUAUUGCCUGGGGUUACAGAAUAAGAGGUGUCCUGACUUUUACCUGUUGAUUCCUUGAACCACUUAAUUUCUGUUUCCCAAAAUCUUAACAUUCUUAGAGAAGAAAGUAGUGUACGCCUUUGUGAAAUGACUUGUGUGUAGAGCUGAGUUUUGUGUAACUGUGCCAGUCCCUUUCCGGAAGGGCAGAGCUAAUCCCACAAAUCGGGGAAGGAUACACCUGAGCCAGACUGGUUGUAUUCCUUAAAGGGGUUAGAGAUGUUUUCAGUGCAGAACGAACUCUUUUUGUGUCAUUCGACGUUUCGCGAAAGCAUGCUGUCUCAUUUCACCUUUGAAACUCCUGGCGAAGAUGCACAUAGACAAGAAACCUAGAGAACAGCAGUGUUUCUGAUGCUGUGAGCACUGGAAGACAUCAGUAGUGACUUAUUUUUUAGUAAGAGGGUCCGUGAAGGAUAUUCAGGGUAGUUGUAGAUUUGGUGCCAUAAUAUUUGAUAAUGGCUGGCAUUUUACAAGUUGCUUUGUAAAUGAAUUUAAAGAAAGAAAACUCAAAGCACUAAAGUUUUGAUCAGAUGUGAAAGAACUUUGACAAAAAGGCAAUUUUAAGAUAGCACUCUUUAAACUAGUUGUGCAAUGUCUUAUUCAAAUUAUGUUUAUUCAAGAAAAGAAGAAAGGAAAGUCAUUAGACUAUAAAUUCGCAGUUCAAAAGCCAAGUCACAAGACUAAUCAGUGACUCUAAACAACAAUUUACUGGAUGAAUUGUAUAUAUUAAAUUCCAACCACUUGUGAUUCUUAGUUAACAUUUUAUAAGCUUUGUAUAUGACAAGGGCUUCUAUUCUUAUUUAUCCAAAAUUAUUGUCUUUGUCCACUUCUCUCACUCAGCCUUUUGUAAAAUUAGGCCAGAGUACUGAAACUUGGAUAAAACAGGUCAGGUAUACAGAGAAAAUCAUCUAGAAGUUAUCUGUUAAGAGGGUUUUAGUAGUAUCCAAAAUUUUUUUUUCAAAAGGCACUAUGUGACCAUAAGUAUAUUUUAAAGAGGGAUAAAGAUUAAAUUAAAACCAAAUGGAUUCAUAAAAUUGCUACUUAAAUACAGUAUUUACUUUGAAAAUUGGAGCAUGAUUCUCUGACCAGCUGUUGCGUUUCAUCUCAUUUGUCUAGACUAGAGUCUAAUUUGUAGUUCGUUGUCAUGUGAAAAGCCAUCUUCUCCCUCCUCCAUCCACCUUCGCCAUCCGUUUUUUGAACACGUGAAAGCACUUUGAUCUUGCCGUUAAGUGUUGUCCUCUUUUUGUCUCUUCUCCAUUUCUACACACGUUUAAAUAGAAGUAGGGAAAUCUGAUUCCCCAAUUCUGUUGAAUAGAUGUAGGAAGAUAGUGGCCUGAUUUUUCAUUGUACCAGUCAGUGCCUGUCAAAGGCACCGGAAUGAAUAGUAUCGAAAAGAGUGUCACAACUUUUUUUGCAAACUUAGUUGAUUGCAUCAUCAAACUGUCGAUUUAAUUACAAGAUCUGGGUUCUGAGCACCAAGUCACCGAUUGGUGCCAUGUUUUCAUUUUUCUUUUUUAGUUUUUAAGGUUUUCAUUUUACUACGUUUUUUGUAUCUAAGUAACUCAUGAACUUAAUUUUGAAGGAGAGUUAGAGAAAGUUGGAUUUUACUACAUGUAUUCAACCCACCUAGAUAGGUUUGACACUGAUACUGAAGCAUGACAACAUAGAGAUUAUAGUCCAUAGUUAUUCUUUACAGCUCACAGUUUAAGAACAAACUUAACUUUAUAUACAAAUAAUAAUUUUUAACUAAUUAUAUUUAGUCGUUGCUUGAGCAACAAAACUACAACAUGGCUACCUUUAGACACAUUUUUUUGAUAAUAAUUUUACUUGUGAACUAUACAUGGUUUUUGGCAGUAUGAGCCUGUAGAAGGUACAGCUCAAAACUCAGAGAACAGAUCUAGCGGAAUUGUCCUUGAAGCCCAAAUUGCCACGCAAACGCUGAAUGUGUGUCCUUGUAUGACUUUUGGAUCAAAAAGUUUACAACACAUGGAUUCUAGGGUCAGCUUUAUAGCUUAUAGAAUUUGUUGUGUGGAUAGGGUUAUUCCACAGUGUUUAGACUCCAAAACACAAUUAUUGCAUUUAUAAUCUGUUACCUGACCUUUUUUCAUGACAUUGUGUUUUCCAAAUUACCCCGUGCAGGAGGCGUAGCUGUCACGGCAAAAAUUCUCUUUUCUGGAAUUGUGUACUCACACAAAUAUAUCCAAGUGAGGAUUGAAGAAUGAUGAAAGCCUAUUUUGAAAUCAAUUCCAAUUUGUAAAACCACGCAUAAAGAUACUGUGGAAUGACCCCUUAACAGUGUUUGAGAGGCAUAUGCUGCAGCCAACUGAUGGUCUCAGUUAGGGUGCGACUGUGUGAGAAACACCUUUUUUGCACUUAUGUACAUAGUCCAUGAACACUAUGCUUGGAGUUUUUGUUUUUUUAAUAUAAGAAAUCUGUGAUAAUAGUGGAAAAGUUAGUAAGAUAGAGGUAUUUCUAAGGCCUUGAGGAAGAGGGGGAUUUUGCUUAAGAAGACGUAACUAAAGCCUGAUGUUGCUUUGCUGUUGCGGAAGCUUUCUGGUUUGCUACAGGUAGGUCACCAAAAGAAAAGACUGGUAACGGGUAACAGGUCAACUUCAGCUAAUAGCACUGACUGAAAGUGACAGUACUUCUUCUUUUACCAAGCAGGACCAGUAGCACAGAUUGUUUGCUUUUUAAAUUUACUCUCCAUUGUAAACACGCACACACACACACACACACACACACACACACACACGCACCAGGCAGGGUUCUGGCAAAGGUUUUCUUUUUUCAGUGGUUGCAAGCAGUAAAACACCCUGUAAGUUACAAGAUGGAGAGUUCCAUUCUGAUCAACAGAGAUGUCAUCUUUGAUAGGAAACUCCAUAUUGAGAGGUAUCAGUUACAUCAAUUAAUACCCAUUUCAGUGACAAUCAAAUUGUUAACAUUCACCACUAUUUCCCCCUUUAAAAUCCUUAUCCUAAAACCAAAUCGGCAACCAUUGAAAGACUUAAUUUAACAAUCAAGUGUGGCCAGCUUGGGGCAUUUCGUUCCCUCUAACAACAACAACAAAAUACCCCUGGCACAGCUGUUCAGUGGAAGCUGUUUUCUGACUUCCCUUUACCAGAUUAGAAAGUGCUUCACUGUGCUGCUACAGCCUCCCACUGCUUGACCUAACAGAAGAGAACCAGUCCCAAUCUUACAUAUGGAGCUGGAAAAGAAUGUUUUAACCAGACCGCCCCUGACAAUUGGAGCUCCCCUAUCACGUACCAGUCACCAUUUCACUUUUUGUCGUCUCCAGGCAAUGAGGUUAGAUGGAUGACCAUUGGUACUUGGAGUCUUUUACGUCUUGGGGUGUGUCACCCUCGCCUUGGAGAAGUUACCCACCCUGGGAUUAAGGGAGUUGGUAUUAGUAUCACUUACCCAUGUUGAUGGUCCUCAUUUACAGAGACAGGAAGGUACGCCAAAGCCAGCAAGCAACCAAGCCUUAACGGUUGUCCAAUAGCUCAGGGCCAGUUGGUUGGCAAUUUCUCUUUUUCUCCCUUCAGCCCUUAAUCAUUUAGAGUCAGCUGUACAACUAACAGCCCAACCGUCUGACCAGCAUUUCCACUGGUAUAAAAUGUAAGCAUUCAUGCCUUCUGUAGUUAGGGACUCCCAACUCCAACCUCAUCGCCAACAUACUUUCCCAACUUACCCUGUGUUCUUGUGUUGACACUUCCUUGUGCAUCUGUACGCCACGAGAAUACAUUGUCAUGAGGUCAAUAGACAUGUAAGAUUUUAAGUGAGGAAUCAUCUAUAAAACAGUAAGAAUGAACCUAGCAGCAUCACAAAAGAUAACCGAUUAAUUGAUGGCAUGUUGUGCACACUGACAGCCGUUGGGUCACGCUCUUUGGAGCUCAGACACAGUGGCUCUAUCUCAGUAAGUCAAAUUAGAGAAUGAAGUAUAAAAAAAUGUGAAUGACUCGAGGCCAAAAAGGGACGACCUUUGUAAUUAAACCCGGGAAAGGGUUCAGUUAGACUAGUUCAUACAGUUUCCAGAGCCUCCACCUGGCCUGGAAAGAACCAUCCAUUACUACUCCAAAGCAGGAUUAUUCCAGGAAAUUUGAUCUUUAAAUAGAACCCAUCCUCAAUUAUAGCAUACCCGAAAGGAAAAAAAUAUAUCACUAUAAAAUAAGCCACAACUAUUUGAAAGUAUUGCAAAAAUUCUCACCUUCUACAUUGUACACCUUCUACAUUGUAUUACUUUAAUUAAAAAAAAAAUACCUCUGUAACAAGACCUAAAAGUAACCCAACUUUAAGCCAUGCUCUUUUCUCCCAAACACACAACCUAAAGAUUUAUCUGUCAUAGAACUGCAUGGUUGCAAAGCUUUAUGUCUGUAUACAGAUGCUAUUUGUUCAUGAUGGAAACCAAAUUAUUCUGUUGCUGUGUCUUUUGUGUCUAGCAGUUGAGAGAAUGAUCUGGCCAUCAUACCCUUGGGUUCUGGGGUUGCCCUUUUCAAAAUACAUUUCCUUUUAUUAUUACUGUUAGUGCUUGAUUAUUUGCAAAUGAGCCAUUUGUUAUCACGGCCCCAAGUUACAGUCUUUUAAAUGUAAAGAGUUUCCUAAAUGUACUCUUUUUAAAAGAGCUUUCUGUAACGUUUGUAUAACAACGUUCCAGUAUGAUGUAGAAAAUGGAAGCACACGUUUGGGGCAGAAGAUACCCGUGGAGAAGAAAAUUAUUAGCCACGUGCAACAAUUAACAAUUUAAAUAAUGACCACAAUAGUUCAGAAAUGUAAACUGUUCGCAUCAUAUUUUGCCUCCAAAAUGCAAUAGUUCAUUCCCUCAACUGCUAUCAAUAGGUUAGAUGCUUUGACUUUUUUUCUGUUUUCCCCCCCAAAUUAUAGUGCUCUACUGCUUGUUUGUGUUUAGAAGUGUGCAUUAUGCAGUCAUUUUAGUAUGCUACUUCUGCAUUGUUUAUUUUUGGUUUUUAAUAAAAUGUGUAAAUGUC
Herpailurus yagouaroundi (jaguarundi) is the source of this 9217-nucleotide messenger RNA. RefSeq names its product muscleblind like splicing regulator 3 (gene MBNL3). Bases 998 to 2050 code for a protein of 350 amino acids. Gene Ontology annotation, molecular function: metal ion binding; RNA binding. Gene Ontology annotation, biological process: regulation of RNA splicing. Gene Ontology annotation, cellular component: cytoplasm; nucleoplasm. The transcript is spliced from 7 exons. The record is from RefSeq and is a predicted model, not a curated record. NCBI's taxonomy places the organism in Eukaryota, Metazoa, Chordata, Mammalia, Carnivora, Felidae.